Penicillium daleae is the source of this 3084-nucleotide messenger RNA. Its product is annotated as F-box/WD repeat-containing protein. The transcript is spliced from 3 exons. The record is from RefSeq and is a predicted model, not a curated record. Gene Ontology annotation, biological process: ubiquitin recycling; proteasome-mediated ubiquitin-dependent protein catabolic process. Bases 1 to 3084 code for a protein of 1027 amino acids. NCBI's taxonomy places the organism in Eukaryota, Fungi, Ascomycota, Eurotiomycetes, Eurotiales, Aspergillaceae. Gene Ontology annotation, molecular function: ubiquitin binding. Gene Ontology annotation, cellular component: nucleus; cytoplasm.
AUGGAUGAGCACGACCAAGAUGACGUUGGGCAGGGUCCCUCCAGUAACGACUCCUUUGCUCAGUUCUCGUUUGCUCCCGCGACUCGGACCACGGUGGUGACUACCACCACCACCACAACAACGUCUUUCCCACCUCUUAUCAUCAAACCUCCGCACGCCACAAAGGAUCUGGACGCGAGACUAUAUCCCCUUGCCUCUACGCCAACCCCAGCAAUUUUGAGAAAUCUUCGGUUCAGCCUUGGGGACCAGUCGAUCGUUUUCAACGAGCCGAACGAUACUACGGCGGCUUUCACUGAGCUGACUGAGAAGAACGAUGCUCUCAAGUCUUCAACAAACGGUUUGAUCCGCUCUGUGAACUCGUUUACAACCGAAGAUGAUCGGGCUGCCCGACGACUGGUGGCCCCACGAUCAGUCGCUCGGAUCAAUCAACCCAAUCCUCAGCACCGACCUGUCUCCCCUGUGUCUAUUCUGGAUCCUCGCCCAACCAUUCUUCCUCGGACACGUGCAGUUCGGGUGCCAUCCGAGCCUGCAGCACGGCGCACCCGUCAUUAUGCAUCGACAUCCACCCAUCUUUCCCCUGCCGGCUUAGUCACUCCAGAAACUGAACAUAACAUCGGGAGUUUGGGUGAAGGUCAAGCCUCGAGACAGCGGGUUUAUAGUGCGAAUUUCCCUCGUAGGGAAACCCUGUUGCGGUCACCGCUGUCCGCCGAGGUCGGUCCUUCAGACGCUGGUGCUCAGAAGCUUUUGGAAGACCUGGCUCAAAAUCGGGAGCUGCAAAUCGCCAAGCCAGACGCAACUACGGCAAUCACAUCGGACCCGAGCUCCUUCAGCCAGACCGUAUCAUUUGCUUCUACCGAAAGUUCGUCGCAGCGGAGGCCUGACCUGACUGCUCAACUCUCGGCUAUUGACAAUGCUAUGGCGCAAGAUAUGUGCCUGCCCAGCCCCAGCCUAUCCCCCGUUGCCGCCAUGAAUGCGCUGCACGGCGAGUCCUCUUUCGACUCUGAGGGACCGGAUGUUGACACGGACUCCAGCUUGGAUCACAGUGUUCCACGCUACUCGAAAGCUGUGCGCCUUCUUGAUACGGAAGCCUCUCGGGCCAAGAGCCUCGCGGCUACUCAUACGUCACGGUCUCCACCAUCUUUGAUGGAUAUGCCCAAGGUGCUCGAGUUCUUUGACGCUGUGCCAGACGAGCUGAAAAGCUAUCUCAUGUACCAGUUCCUGAGACGGUGCCCAAAACCCACCCUGCAUUUCGUGGCCGAUGUCGUGAACCCGACGUUGAAGUGUGAUUUCCUGACCAUGCUCCCUCUUGAACUCAGCUUGAAUAUCGUCAAAUAUUUCGACGUUCAAACCAUGUGUCGCGCGUCACAGGUCUCGAAGAAGUGGCGACACAUUGUCAGUUCCGAUGAGAAGACGUGGAAGGACCUGCUUGAUCGCGAUGGUUAUGCCCUAUCCGAAGGCGAGCUGGAGCGAGCUAUCCGAGAGGGUUGGGGCUGGCAGUGCAGCACCACUGAGGAUUUCGAGAGAGACCUCAGCAAAUCGUUCUCCCGAGCUGACAACGAGUCUUCUCCCGUUGCCUCCUCUUCUCACGCUCACGAGAGAGCGCCUCUGGCGUCUUUAACCCCGAAUAGACGCCCCAAGCGAAAGGCUAACACCCGUGCUUCGAGCCGCAAGCUCGCCAAGCGCAAGAUCUCUUCCAGUGGCACCGACCACUCGGAGCCAGAUUGGAAGAGGGACAUUGCUGCAUCAGAGGCUCCAUAUGCCGCUGCCAACGCUGCCGCUGCAGCUGUUCCUUAUCCUGAUGUCGGUAUGCCUACCCUCCGUGGACUCUACCUCUAUAAGGCUCUCUAUCGCCGGCAUCAUGCCAUUCGUCGAGGCUGGAUGAAGCCUGAUAUCAAGCCUCAGCACAUCGCUUUCCGUGCCCAUGACCGCCACGUCGUCACUUGCCUGCAGUUUGACACGGACAAGAUUUUGACUGGAAGCGACGACACUAAUAUUAAUGUUUAUGACACCAAGACUGGUGCUCUGAAAGCCACGCUGGAGGGCCAUGAAGGUGGUGUCUGGGCCCUAGAAUAUCACGGAAACACGCUGGUUUCCGGCUCUACCGAUCGAUCCGUUCGUGUGUGGGACAUUGAGCGUGCUAGAUGUACACAGGUCUUCAACGGACAUACGUCUACCGUGCGCUGCUUGCAGAUCGUCUUGCCCACUGAGGUGGGUAAAGAUGCCAACGGUCGUCCAGAGAUCAUGCCCAAAGUCCCUCUCAUCAUCACUGGAUCUCGUGAUUCGAACCUGCGCGUGUGGAAGCUUCCGAAACCGGGCGAUCCCUCGUAUUACCCCAACGGACCUCUAGCGGAUGAUACUGAUUGUCCCUACUUUGUGCGUGUCUUGUCGGGCCAUUCCCACUCUGUCCGUGCAAUUGCAGCCCACGGCGACACCCUCGUGAGUGGAAGUUACGACUGCACAGUUAGAGUUUGGAAGAUCUCUACCGGCCAGGUUCUUCACACGCUCCAGGGCCAUUCCUUGAAGGUUUACAGCGUUGUGUUGGACCACAAACGUAACCGAUGCAUCAGUGGCGCUAUGGACCACAUGGUCAAGGUCUGGUCGCUGGAUGACGGAUCGCUGCUACACAACCUCGAAGGUCAUACCUCCCUAGUUGGUCUACUUUCUUUGCAGAGCGACUACCUGGUCUCGGCCGCGGCAGAUUCCACCCUCCGUAUUUGGGAUCCCGAGCACGGCCACUGCAAGAACAUGUUAAGCGCGCACACUGGUGCUAUCACCUGCUUCCAGCACGAUGGACAGAAGGUUAUCUCCGGAUCGGAUCGAACACUGAAGAUGUGGGAUGUCAGCACCGGUGCCUGUGUUCGAGACCUUCUCACUGAUUUAAGUGGCGUGUGGCAAGUGAAGUUCAAUGACCGACGAUGUGUUGCCGCGGUGCAGCGCGACAGUCUGACCUAUAUUGAGGUCCUUGAUUUCGGCGCUGCGCGGGAUGGUGUCCCUGAAAACAAACUCGGCAAGCGCAUUGUGGUCAACCGUCGCGGACGAGAGAUUGCCACCAGCAACGUCGAUUCCGACUCGGACUCGGAUUAA